This is a messenger RNA of Stegostoma tigrinum, 9480 nucleotides long. RefSeq names its product serine/threonine-protein kinase 3/4. Bases 49 to 1509 code for a protein of 486 amino acids. The record is from RefSeq and is a predicted model, not a curated record. NCBI's taxonomy places the organism in Eukaryota, Metazoa, Chordata, Chondrichthyes, Orectolobiformes, Stegostomatidae. Gene Ontology annotation, molecular function: ATP binding; protein serine/threonine kinase activity. The transcript has 11 exons. Gene Ontology annotation, biological process: protein phosphorylation; intracellular signal transduction; regulation of MAPK cascade. Gene Ontology annotation, cellular component: cytoplasm.
GGGAUUUCCGGCUCGAGGCGGAAGUGAACAGUAUAGGAGCGGUGAGACAUGGAGGAGGUCCAGCGGAGGCAUCCGCGGCGGUCUCUGAAAAAAUUAAGUGAAGACAGUUUGACUAAACAACCAGAAGAGGUCUUUGAUGUGUUGGAGAAACUUGGUGAAGGGUCCUAUGGCAGUGUAUUCAAAGCCAUUCAUAAAGAAUCAGGCCAAGUGGUCGCUAUCAAGCAGGUCCCAGUGGAAUCGGACCUGCAGGAGAUUAUCAAAGAGAUUUCCAUCAUGCAGCAGUGUGACAGCCCUCAUGUGGUUAAGUAUUAUGGAAGUUAUUUUAAGAACACAGACCUGUGGAUAGUCAUGGAAUACUGUGGAGCUGGUUCAGUAUCAGAUCUUAUUCGAAUAAGGAAUAAAACGUUAACAGAGGACGAGAUCGCCACAAUUUUACAGUCCACACUAAAAGGUCUGGAGUAUUUACACUUCAUGAGAAAAAUCCACAGGGACAUCAAAGCUGGAAACAUCUUACUCAAUAAUGAAGGUCAUGCCAAACUGGCUGAUUUUGGAGUUGCUGGUCAGCUUACUGAUACAAUGGCCAAAAGGAACACGGUGAUUGGAACCCCGUUCUGGAUGGCACCUGAAGUGAUCCAAGAAAUUGGAUAUAACUGCGUUGCAGACAUCUGGUCUUUAGGGAUUUCGGCAAUAGAAAUGGCAGAAGGAAAACCACCAUACGCUGACAUUCAUCCAAUGAGGGCUAUUUUCAUGAUUCCCACAAACCCACCGCCAACAUUCCGGAAACCAGAACUCUGGACGGACGAAUUUACAGAUUUUGUAAAGCAGUGUUUAGUUAAAAAUCCAGAGCAAAGGGCUGCUGCGACACAGCUCCUGCAGCAUCCCUUCAUUAAAAGUGCCAAACCUGUGUCAAUACUGCGGGAUCUGAUUAAUGACAUGAUGGAAAUUAAACUCAAACGUCAGGAAGAGCAACAACGAGACUUGGAUCAGGACGAUGAGGAGAACUCGGAAGAGGAUGAUAUUGACUCGGGCACCAUGGUCCGAGCAAGUGCAGAUGAUAGUGGGACCAUGAGAGCGGCCAGCACGAUGAGUGAAGGUGCACGGACAAUGAUCGAGCAUGACAGCUCAACGCUGGACUCUCAGAUGGGGACCAUGGUGAUCAAUAGCGGAGAGGACGAAGAGGAUGGAACAAUGAAAAGAAAUGAGGAGACCAUGCAGCAAAGCAAACCAUCCUUCCUGGAGUAUUUUGAACAGAAGGAGAAAGAAAACCCAGCAAACAGUCACAGUAGUCGAAACGCACUUCAGAAUUCCUCAGAUAACUGGAAGGUGCCUCAGGAUGGGGACUUUGAAUUUUUGAAGAGCUGGAGUGUCGAAGAGCUACAGAGAAGACUCAGCUCACUGGAUCCCACGAUGGAGCAGGAGAUUGAAGAGAUUCGCCAGCGCUACCAGGCCAAAAGACAACCGAUCCUGGAUGCCAUUGAUGCCAAGAAACGGCGGCAGCAGAACUUCUGAGAAACCAAGAGUUCCCACCACCAGGAUGAUGUGCUGAGCUCUCCUUCGUAAGCGCUCAAAACUUUGAGGAUAAACUAUUUGCAGAGCACAUACAUACAUUCUGUUUGUCAACCACAUUCUGUCUCUCUAUCUCCUCGCUCUCACUGUCUCUGUCUCUUUAACACACACACGCACACUCUCUCACACUCUGUCAUACACAGUCUCUCUCUCUCUCUUUCUCUGUUUGUCUCACACACAGGCAGUCUUUGCACACGCUUACUCUUCACAUACUCACGCACUCACUCUUCUCUCACACACACACGUGCAUGCAUAUUUCUCUCCCACACACAAACACACACACUCCAUAGACUUGCUCUCACAUACACGGAGAUUCAUACUGUCAAACUCUCAGCCACCCCCAAAAAAUAGACUUGUACAACCAGACUUUUAUCGCCCAGACAAGAAAUCAAAGUUCUUGGGCUGUGGAUUGUUGUGGCAGCUUGCCCUUUAUUUUCAGGAUUGUAGGUAAAAUAUGUCACCAGGAUGAACAAUGUUUUUAGCUUAUUUUUUAAAAAACUAUUUUUCUAGAAUUUCUACACCCAGAAAUCAUCAUCACUCUGGAAAACUUUCAGCUUUAUAUUUAAUACAGAAACAAAGGAGUCCUCAGAUUACUGGCUUCGCAAUUAUUGGUAAAACAGCUGUAUUUCAGAGUGUCAGCAUCGACUUUCCAUCCUUGACCUCUUUAUCAACUAAACAAAACCUGGCUUUGCUCAACAGGAAAGACUGACAAAUGUAGGCCAUGGAAUGGAAUAAAGAGCAAGGAAUCUCUGAAGGAGAAAGAAGCCAACUGAGCAAGAAGUGUCUCCUUCAGUCUCUCCUCUCGUUGGUUUAUUGGUGUGUCUGUAGUGGUCUUUGUAACAGCGUUUCUUAAAAAUAGCCACUCCCAGAAGUGACUUAUUAACACUGGCUUAAUUUUGAUUCUCCAGGUUUUGACAGUUAUCAGUAAAGGUGUCCAGUGAAGGUGAACAAGUCAACCCCCUCACUCCAAGUAUCCAGCGGUUGGAAAGAUGGAACCUGCAUUUAUGUAGCACCUUUAGCUGUCUCAGGAUCUCCCAGAGUUUUGCAGCCAAUGAAGUACUUUUAAGUGUAGCCGGUGUUACAAUGUAAGGAACAUGGCAACAAUUAGUGCGCACCAAGUAACAAUGAAAUAGUGACCAGAUCAUCCCUCAGCAACAAUGUUAGAUAUGGAAUGGAUAUUGACUAGAAUACCUCCCUUUCUCCUCUUCAAGAUAGCACCAUGCAAACUUUUACAUUGAGCCAUGUGUGCGAGAGCAGAGGGGACUUUUUAAUGUCUCAUCUGAAUGAUAGCUCUGACAGUGCCGAGAGUAUGCUGCACUGUCAGUCUUGAAUUUGUGCUCACAUUUAGAGUGAGUCUGGAAACCACCAGCAUCCAACAUAAAGGUGGGAGUGCUGCCAAAUGUGUUAGUUGAUAUUUUAUUUCCCAGCAUCAGAGGACUGGCAUCAUCUUCUCAUUAACCUUUUGAGUGCUGAGUAUUAUUUGCAUCUUGAAAGAUGCCCACAUCAUCACUCUUGCUAAUGGUGUCACCAGACAGAAGUGUCAUGCUUUAUAAAGUAGCAUUGCCGGCUACACCUGCUAUGAGCCAUCAGUAUUGACCAUUAGUUGUCAAUAGUAACUCAUUUUGUAGUUAUAGAGUCAUAGAAUUGUACAGCAUGUUAACAGACUCUUCGGUUCAACUCAUCCAUGCUGACCAGACAUCCCAAUCUGAUCUAGUGCCAUUUGGCCCAUUUCCCUCUAAAUGCUUCCUAUUCCUAUGCCCAUCCAGAUGCCUUUCAAAUGUUAUAAUUGUACCUGCCUUCACCACCUCCUCUGGCAGCUGGUUCCAUGCAUGCAUCACCCUCUGCGUGAAAAAAAAUUGCCCCUUAGGCCCUUUUUACAUCUUUCCCCUCUCACCUUAAACCUAAGCCUUCUAGCUUUGGAUUCCCCUACCCUGGGGAGAAAGAAAGACCUUGCCUAUUCACUCUAUCCAUGCCCCUAAUGAUUUUAUAAACCUCUAUAGAAGUCACCCCUCAGUCUCUCUCUAUAACUCAAAGCUUCCAACCCCAGCAACAUCCUUUUAAAUCUUUUCUGAACCCUUUCAAGUUUAACAUUGUUAUAGCGGGGAGACCAGAACUGAGUGCAGUAUUCCACAUGAGAUGGUACUUCAACAUUGUAAUAGCACAAACACAGUGAGACAUAAUCUUACAAAUACUUAGUGAUGACUAUUCACAAAAGAAGAAGAUUGAAGAAUAAGGUUGAUGAAGGAAAGUGAAAGUGGACAGACCCAGGGGAACAUAGAGUUGCUCUCUCCUGGAGAGAGGCACCUGGUGGUGAGUUUAACGUGAAGGCCACCACUCCUCAGGCAGAGAAGAGCCACCUUAUCCUCAUGGUGACCUUCGCUAGUACACAAAUCGAACCUGGGUGUUGGUGUCUCCACCUCACAAACUAGCCCUUCGGAAAUGCAUGCCAGUAACAACCUAUCUUUCUCCAUUGCUAAGUGUUCUGUCCAAAUGUUAUUGAUGUCAGUUUUUAAGCAUCUGAUUUCCUUUCAUACCACAAACAUUUACUUAAAUUGGCCACUAAUCUAGUUGGUGGAAUGGCGCUUUCCCAAUCACAUUGUUUGAUUGUAGAAAUACAAAGGUAACAACCCAUUUUAUAUUUUUCUAAAAUGUCUCCAAAUUCAAAUUAAACAUAAGCAUUUUUAAGUAGAUGUGGUUAACGUGGAUUUUUGUCAAGCACAAUUCAUGUUUCAGUCUCACCCGAUCUUUUUGUCAAUUGGGGCUCAAUUAUGCCAGGGAGAGCUGCAAGAUUCCAAGUUUUUAUAACAUUCACAAGGUAUAAUCACGAUAGAUAUGUCUAAGUUGCAGCCAAUGUCGUUUGAGUGUGUGUGUGAGAUCCUGUUAUGCUGCUGUUUGGUUCCAAAGUCAUGACUUAUAAGCAAUGUACUUUACUGAAUGGUACCCUCAUAGUUUAAAAAGAAAUUACCACUAUUGAUUAUGGUUUCUGCUUGUAGAAGGUGACUCAGUGGCUCUGUAUCACUACUUCACCUGUUGUGAACCAUACAUCAGAUGUCCUGAACUUCAAACCCAAUCUGCUACAUGUGCCAAUGGCUACAUUGCUUGUAUUCCAGUCUGAUUUCCUGUCCAAUGAUCACGGUUGCAGAAUGUGCCAUAGACAUCAAGUGAGAAUACAGCAGUUUGGCCUUUCGCUUGUUAUGAUGCCUUUCAUGGCCCAGUCAUCUAUUGGCACUGGCUGCCUAUUAAUAAUGAAAUUGAUCGACAUUGUAUAAUGUCUAUAAUGAUCGCAAAUAUGCCCUAAAAGAAUGCUACCUGGUUAAUUGGGAUUUAUCCUAGAAUAUGCCCGCAGUUGUUUUAUAGUAUAAUAGAUUGUCACUGAGGGGGUUCGGAGCACCAUUAUAAUGCUGAAUUUAGGACAUUAUUCAAUUAAUUUUGUACUGUUGUACUGCUGUUUUCAAAAUGUUGGACAAAUGCUUAUCACUAAGCAGUGGUAUCUACAAUUAUAAUCAAAGAUCAGUAUUUUAUGGCACUGUUCAACAGAUUGAUCAGCUGGCCUGUUUUUCUCUCCAGUCAAAUCCAAAAUCUACUCUUCGCUUCCCAUACCCUGUAAUAUACCACUGAUCGGUGCACGAUAAAACGAGAGUCUCUCAUUACCACCACAGCUAAGAUCUUUACUCUCGACCCCAGAGAUUGCAGCUGACUGCAACAUACUCUCCAUAAAACAAUGGCAUCUUUGGCUUUUGAAGGUGCUAUACAAAUGCAGGAUGGUGUUGAAUGGUAUGUUUGAGACUCUCAGACUUUACCUGACAAUUGCUGAGUUGGGAUGAUGUAACAGAGAGUGGUACAGGCCCAACAUGGGGAGGCUGUUUACAUCUUCGAACCUCUCCAGCAUUCAGGUGCAUCAUGGUUGAUCUGCAUCUAUCCACUUUGGUUUCAUAAACCUGAAUACCAUUACCAAACAAAAUUCUAUCAAUCUCAAUUUUAACCAUUACUAUUGAUGCCUAACUUCAACAGCAUUUUAGGGGCGAGAGUUUCCAAUUUCCACAAUCCCUUGUCUGAAGAAGUGCUUCUUGACAUUGCCACUGAGAUAACCUGGCUCUCAUUUAAGGUUCUACCCCCUUUUAGACUCUCCUCCCCCCGCCACCUCACAUUUUAGACUCUUCUCACCCGCCACUCUGCCCCCUGUUGGAUCCUUUAGUCAGCUUAACGUGCCACAAUUGGAUCAUUUUAAAUGACUGCAUGUUGCUGCCUUUCAAAUCCAUUUGAAGGGUUUCAGAAGAACAGAAGGUGUAAGUGUAAUUCUGACAAAAUGAACUAAAGGACAUUGGUCCUCCUACAGGAAGACCUUUGACGUUACCUUUUGAAACUGCGCUCUGAAGACCCCAUGUGCAUAAACCGGUUGGGCUGCCCCUGGACUAAGUCAUAUUCCCACAUCCAGCUGUAGUGUCUAUUAAAGCUCAUGUAGUUCCACAGCUAGGCCUCCCUGCCUCUGCCUGUAGUGUUAUAAUAUGAUGACAUGAAGGACUCAAAUCACACACCAUUCUAUUUAUUUAAUAUCAUUCUCUGAGUUUUGGAAAUCCAUUUUCAAAGUAUGACUUAAAGAUGCAUAAUGUUUACUGAACGUUUCAAUUAUUCAAUUUUUUAAACUCUGCCUCAAAUUUGAUUCCAAAGUCGAUCAGUAAUAUGAGAAAAUUGAAUUUGAUACAUUUUUAAGUGAAUGGUUCCUCUUUUAGUCGGAUCUGCACAAGAUGAUCUCUGCGAUACAUAAAAAAAACAAGAAACAGUGUGCCUUUUCAAAGAUGUGCUGGACUCCAAUAAAUCUCUUGGGUUUAUUGAGCUCGAUUAAGUGAACACAAAUCUUAUUUCACACCUUUUAAAGGCUUUUAGUUUCUGAGCCAGCACAGUGGUUUUUGGGCAAAUGGAGUUGGAAGCAAACUUUCUUCCCAGCCUCGAAAUAGAAAUGGCAUUUUUGUUUUUAUUAAGUUUGUCAGUUAGCAGGGUAUAAGCGGGUAACAGUAAGAUGCUGGAUCACUAGCUUUUUUUCGUGCUAUUUAGUGAAUAGAGCUGUGGAGACAAUUGACAGGAGGAGAUUGUUUGGUCCUCCGCUCUAUUUUCCUGCUCCAUUUUUGUAGCCCCUGCAAGUUAUUCGCCCCCUUGAUUAUCCCUACAACUUUUGCACAAAUAAAUCCUUCCAUGAAUUUCCCUGAGGAUCUCAUCCCCAAAAUGCUAACUCUUUGACCAGAAUCCAGCUGCCAAUGUUGGUAGGAACAGUUUUUCUUUACCUUUUGUCCAAUCUGUCAGCUCUAAGAGGUCUCCCCCUCAAUCUCCUUUGUUUGAAGGGAAGCAAUCUCCAACCUAACCUUGUUGCUAAAAACACUCUCACCCCGGAACCGUGAUAAUGGGAACUGCAGAUGCUGCAGAAUCCAAGAUAAUGAAAUGUGAGGCUGGAUGAACACAGCAGGCCCAGCAGCAUCUCAGGAGCACAAAAGCUGACGUUUCGGGCCUCGACCCUUCAUCAGAGAGGGGGAUGGGAGUGGAACCAUUCUGUUAAAUCCCUUGUGCACACUGUCAAUGUUAAUGGUCAUUAACACAGCCUAAAGGCAGCUUGCUGGUGAAGCUUAAUGUUGAUCACAGGUUUAAGACAUGAAGGCGGUUUGCACCUGAUAAUUCCGAACUGCUCAGUGUGCUAAAAAAGAUUAUCAUAAUUUUAAUUAGACCAUGUAACCAGCACACCAGAGGUCAGAAUUUAGUGCUUUGAAGAUGUUUGAGGUAAUUUGAAUUCUACAACUUAAACCAAGAGUAGGAAAGUGCAUGUCUCCUAUUUCAAGCAAUGUUCUGUUACUGUCUCCAGGAUAGCCAUAAGGCAUAAGCUUGCAGGUUGAAAAAUUAUCCCCCUCUUAUCAUUAGUCUUAAACUUUCAACUCUGCUUUGUUAAUAGUGCGUGUGAUUGUUAUUUCUCUUAAUUUGUCUACCUUGUGAUUUCAAACUGCAAUCCGGGUCCAAUAACCUCUGCUCUGUCCCUAUAUUUUUACCUUGCUGAACUUGUAUUUUUGCUCUUAUUCAUUUGUUUACUCCUGUAGGUUCACAAAACUGGAACUUCUUGACUCUUUGUGUGUCCUGCAUGCUACAUGUAAAAAAAAAUGCUUUACUUCAAGCUGUGAAAGCCUGUUAGCAAGAACUCCUGCAUCAUCUGCGGUCAAAAACAGAAAUUGCUAGAAAAGCUCAGCAGGUCUGGCAGCGUCUGUGGGGAGAAAUCAGAAUUAACGAGAAGGGUCGUUCAACUCUUUUUUUUUUGGUUUUUGUUUCUGAUUUAUAACAACUGCAGUUUUUUUUUUGUUUCCAUCAUCAGAGAUCUAAUUGCACCAUGGGUAGAGUGGGAUAGCCCAGUCAUUCAGUCCCAACAAGCAAAAUACUUCAGAUGCUGGAAAUCUGACUUAAACUACUCAGGUCAGGCAACAUUCCUGGAAAGCAUGAUAUAAUGUUUGCAUUGGAAUGUCAUAUUGUUGCUAUAUUAUCCAGACAUAAAGCAAUAGUUCUGACCCUUCACUGUUACUGGGACAGACUCCUGCAAAAGCUUCACCUAACAGUGUUGUGGGAGCACUUUCAUCAAGCAUACUGCAGCAGUUCGAUAAGGCACCCUAUCGCUGCCUCUCAAGGCAAGUUAAGGAUGUUCAUCUCAGCUCGGCAAAGCAUGUAAUGACAGAUAAUUUUAAGCAAAUCUUUGCUAGGCUAAGUUGGAACUGUCAGGAAAGCUGCUUUAGUUGAGUCCAGGCAUUGCACCCUCUAAAGAGGAGGCAGGUCGCGUUUGUCACCAUGUCUUAACAACUUGCAUUUGUAUAACCUCUUUUCCAGGACAGCCUGAGGAGGUUCACUUCAACUCAUGCUGGCCAGGCAAUGAAGCCCGAAUCCCACAAAUCAGUGGAAAAAAAACCUCAAACAUUAGCUUAUUGAAUUUGAUACUGGGCCUUGACAGGAGAUAGGAUGAGAGAUGGCUAAAGAGUUGGUUAACAGAGGUAGAUUGAGAGGAAUGUCGUAAAGGAUAUCUGAGUGGGAACUACAGGGUUUCAUAGUAGAAAACAUGAGCAGUGAUGCCUACAUUCCCACUUUGGUGUGUGGGGUGCUUAAAAUAACUAAGGGAAAGAUGCUUUGAAUAUACAGUGUGCCCGUGCCAAAAGGCAUAAGUAUUUUGGUUUCAUUUUAAUCUGUUGAUCCCUUUAAAAUGUCAGUGGUGACUCAUUUUUCUUGUGCGUUGUCUGCAACCUGGAGGUAUAAUGCUAUGUCUCACAAGUUAACAAAGUGUGAAGCUGGGUGAACACAGCAGGCCAAGCAGCAUCUUAGGAGCACAAAAGCUGAUGUUUUGGGCCUAGAACCUCUUGGCCUGCUGUGUUCAUCCAGCUUCAUACUUUGUUAUCUUGAAUUCUCCAGCAUCUGCAGUUCCCAUUGUCCCUUAUCUAUGUCUCACAAGUGUUGAUUGAAAAAUUUAAUUCCAAACUCUGCUGUUUUCACAGAGUUUAGGGUUGGUAAGAAAGGAAGAAAAACCAAAUUAAGCUCAAAUUUGGACCAUUUGAAAUUCCAUUUGUCCAAUUCAGUGAGACUUCACCAUUCUGUUUUCAAUUAAAUCUGUGGUGCAAAUCCUGUGUUACUGUAUUUUCUUUUAUAAAAGCACUGAGGUGGAAAACAUUAAUAUUUUGAAUUUCCAAUUUAACAAUUCAAACUGGGAUUCUAAUUUUCUCAGCAGGUUCUGAUGAGUUCUGGAACUGAGAUUGAAGCCGUCAUUUUUCUUCUAUUUGCAUAUAUGAUACAAAAUGGUCAAUUUAGAUGUGUAUGUUUGUGGAGCUAAACAAAGUUUGUAAAUUUUGCUUUUUUUAAAAAAAAUUCUGUUUAAUGUUAUGUGGCACUUGUUCUGUAAACUUUGUC